Cantharellus anzutake is the source of this 2621-nucleotide messenger RNA. RefSeq lists its product as uncharacterized. Gene Ontology annotation, biological process: protein phosphorylation. NCBI's taxonomy places the organism in Eukaryota, Fungi, Basidiomycota, Agaricomycetes, Cantharellales, Hydnaceae. The transcript is spliced from 6 exons. The record is from RefSeq and is a predicted model, not a curated record. Bases 118 to 2355 code for a protein of 745 amino acids. Gene Ontology annotation, molecular function: protein kinase activity.
CUAAGGCCAACUGGCUUUGGUCUCACGUGAGUGUGGGAGCCAGCCAACUGAACGACCGACUGCCCAUCAGUGAAAGUCUCGAGGUGUGUGUGUCCUGCGGAAGCCGUUCCAACGACCAUGUCUUCUGCCACUCCCCCGCCCGAUUCAGGCAUGCAUACACCUCCACAUGGGACAUCCAUCUCGGUUGGGUCGUCUCCUGUAGCCAAACUUCCCAACUAUUUUGUCGCCCAUAAACGCGAUCAGGUCCAAGCUUUCGGCUACCACAAGAACCUUCACACGGUGCCUUUCAGGACGACAGAGGCCUUUCUCCAAUUCUUGGGUGUUAACGAUGGCCUUCUCCCAUCUGAGGUUCCUGAAUCAGCUCGUAACCUCUCCGUUCUGCGCUUUCUUGACGCGGCCAAUGACUUGGCCAAUUCCAUGAGACAGCAUGUUGCAAACGAGCAAGGUCUCUUGGUGUUCAAAGACACGGGAAACAAAACACACCACGGACAUGUAUCGGACACGAGGUGUAGGCCCGAUAUUACCGCUGCUUUCGAGAGUGAUUGGCUAGAGGACGGUACCGUACACUGGUCAUGCGCCCGACUCGCCGGAGAGCAGGCGUCCACAGGAAAGUCCAAAGAUGAACAGAAGCAAAACGCGAUUUCGUACUUGCAUUACCUUCUUCUGGCACGACCCGAUCUCUAUGUCGCACCAGGCUUACUCACCUCCAAGGCUGGCAUCGUAUUCCUUUUAGGGAUUGCGGGGGAUGGCAUACGCAGGUUUUGUCUCCCUUGGAACCACAACGACCUUUACAAAUCAUUAUAUGCGUUCAUCUAUCGCCUCUACAAACCCGACAAUUUUGCGGACCCGUCAUAUAGCGGGCCGUUUGUUGUUGAUCCAAAGGAAACCACUAGGAACUAUAGUUGGCGUAUCAAUCUUCAGGUGACAACUCGAGAUCGGGGUGCACACGUGUUGGACUUCUCUCCGAUAUUUUCUAGUAAUCCUUUCGGAACACGUACACAUGUGCUCUCCAAUUCAUCGUUCCAAUUCGAGGUCGAAGGCAAAGCUCUCACCGUGCUCAAAGAACAGCUAUGCCGAACUGGAACUCGUUUCGACGAACAGACAAUCCUCACCCACAUUCAUAAGCCGGAGAGGGUGCCUGGUGUUGUGGAAGCCGUGUACCAUGAGACGAUUGAAAUCCCUUAUCUUAUGGGAAGAAACAAGCACCGCUUGGGGCUUCGGCAAUCAGGAUUGCCUUUCACAAGUAUCCCUACUCCGCGUAAAGUGUUGGAGACGCUGUUUGACGUUCUGGAAGUGUUACGAUAUAUGCGUUUCCACCGUCAGGUCCUUCAUCGUGAUAUCAGCGGAGGAAAUGUUUUGUAUACCCAGGAGCCGUCAAGCCCCGAGCCGGAUACUCAGUCUGUCGGAGCCGAAGCGACGGCAUCAAAAGAGUUGCCGCUUUGCUUCAUCAAGUACCUACUUCGCGAGAGUAAUGAUCCCUGCCAAACGUCGGCACUCCUGAUCGAUUUCAAUAAUGCGGAACAUUUGGGAAACAAACAGGGUUCUGAGCACCAGCGAACCGAACGAACCGGAACACCUAUCUUCAUCUCUCGGGCAGUUGAAAUGGGAGGACCUGUGUCACUUGCAGACAUCGCACAGGUUCCGGCAGUACCCAAUAGCCCCGAAAUCUAUACUUUGAACCACCCGGACCGAAUCAAGAAAUUCCCGUUGAUAGAGAAACUUGUGGUUGAGGGUCCGUUAGCGGCAGGUGGUGGUCACGAUUGGAGGCACGAACUUGAUCAUGAUGCGGAAUCCGUCUUUUGGCUCCUUGUUUACUGGGCUAUGGUCGUGCAGCCUCUGCAAAGGCAAGGCCCAACUGAAUAUGUCGACCCAGCUACCUGGACUUCAUUAAUAGGGGCUGCCAACCACCGUGGUGCUUUGGUCACGUCACUGGCGAGAGGUCUUGACAUCACCCAUUCAACGUACAAACCCUUACACACUUUGAUCAGCAAGCUCGCUGCCAUUCUUAUUGUUGACAGACAUUGGCUUCCAGAAUCAGAUGUACGAAAUGACCCAGAGUACAUUAAUGAGGCGUUCCAGCGCUUGAUCCUCCAAUUUAUCCUUGACCAUCAUCAUGAAACAUUCAUGGAUCAUCAUGUUGACAUCCGCUUCCGUCCGGUGCAACCGGUGCCACGCUCGGACGGACUGUCAGCUACAACCAGCCAGAGGAUGGAUGCAGUGGGAAGGAAACGGGUGUCACCUCAACCUUUAAUGGAGGGUGGAGUGAAGCGACGUUGCCUUGGUGUAGAAAGGACAGAGGUAGAGGGUGAGAAUAUGAAGGAUGAAGAAGUUGCUGACAUCAAUGAAUGGUGGUGAUCAGCAAUGAAGCAACGGAUGUACUUUGAAGCCUCAGUGGGUGUAACAAAAUGUUGUUUUUUGUUUUUUGUGGAAACUGUAGCACUCCAACAAGUCCCUUCAUUUCCUAUCUUUCCUACAUGUGAUAUUAUAUAUUGCAAAGGAGGAUGUAAAGUAUUUAUGCUGCACAUCAUUCAUUAUAUUCUCACUUGUACUUUGUUGUAUUAACUUAUGUGUGUUUUGUUAUAUUUGUUAAACACACACAGUGGUGUGAGGAUGUAGCCCAG